AUGUCUGCCAACGAAGAGACAGUCAAGAAGGAGGUGCUCGAGGCCCAGGAGGCAGAGGAGACCAACAAGGCCGAGGAUACACAGAACACACCGGACAUGGAUGAAAAGCCGGUAGAGGAGAAGGAAACAGAGGAACAACAGAGGCCAUUCUCGAGGGAUGACUCUGACAAGGACACGGAAACUUUUGAGGACGCCGUCGAGACUGGAUCUCUCCGAUCGUUGACCAAACGCCAACCGCCCGCUAAACCCCCAUCCGUCGCCGAGGACCCGGCCGACUCUGACUACGAGGACGAGGCGUCACAGACCGCCGCAGCGAACGGGAGGCCCGACUCGCAAGAACUGCCGACAGAGAAGAAGAUCCCGCGCCCUCUUUCGCAAGAGUCCGCCGGCUCCCUCGAUAAUGUAAACCUCGACGACGACACGGCGACAGCGACGACGACGGCGCCGACUCAACAAGAAAAGAGCCAGCCGACAGAGAAAGCCCCCAAAACCAUGUCCUUCAGCAGCCUAACCAACGCCCUGCCGCCAAUGCCGUGGUCACCGCCCGCUACCGAUUCCCAGUCAAAGAGCCCACCGGCGGCGGCAGCAGCAGUAGCAGCUCCGCCUCCACCCGUCCCUGCCGCGGCUCCUGCCCCCGCUCCGGCCCCAGCACCCACGGGUAGGAAAUUCAACAGUCCGUUUUCGUGGCUUUCACGAAGCUCCUCCAAAGAACCCCCCGCUGUGCAGCCUAUCCCGUCUGCCAGAAGGAAUACAGCUAGCUCAGUGGCCACCAUGACUAGCAAUCCCGAGAUGAUGCUGAGCAAACUGGAGGAGGAGAAAGACGGAGCGGACAGCUCGCGUAAUAGCCUAAAGGAUCGUUUCAAGGCACUCCGCAUGAGACAAGAGAUCGUCCCCCCGGCCGAAGAAGACGAGACUUUGACGGUCGCCGGCGAUGCCGUGGAGAAUGGCACCGCAGGGCCACCGCCCCCGUCCCCGUUGCCGCAGAGCCCAAACAAGAACCUCGCCCCUGGAACUGUUUCGGGUGUCACGGCCGGGCCAUCAUCCUUCGUUGAUGUAGACGUGGAUUGGGACCUAUGGCAGGACGUGGUCAACGAAGGCCCGGCUGCCGUGGCUCGGACGAGUGCGGAGGAGCUAAACAAGGCCAUCGCCACCGGGAUCCCGAGCGCUAUCCGCGGCGUCAUCUGGCAGGUUCUGGCCCAGAGCAAGAACGAGGAGUUGGAAGCCGUCUAUCGCGACCUUGUCAUCAGAGGCACCGAGAAGGAGAAGAAGGACAAGGAUAGGCAGAGCAGCGGCACGACAAUAAGCGCCACCCUCAGUGGCAGCGGCAAGGGGUCGACUUCGUCUGCGUCGUCGGUCCACUCGGAGAACUCGGCUUCGAACGGUGCACCAUCGCCAACAGAGAAGGACUCGGACUCCGGGAAGAAGGCACAGCCUGUUUCUGCCGCUGAGCGUCAGAAGAAGGAGAAGGAGGACUUAGCCGCGCUCCAAAAGCUCGAGAAGACCAUCAGGAGAGAUCUCGGGGCAAGAACGAGUUAUUCCAAGUUUGCCGCAGCCCAAGGGCUUCAGGAGGGCCUGUUUGGCGUCUGCAAGGCAUACGCGCUGUUUGAUGACGCCGUCGGCUAUGCCCAGGGCAUGAACUUCCUCGUCAUGCCCAUUCUUUUCAACAUGCCGGAAGAGGAAGCCUUCUGCUUGCUGGUACGGCUAAUGAACCAGUACCAUCUCCGGGAUCUUUUCGUCCAGGACAUGCCUGGCCUCCACCUCCACCUCUACCAAUUCGAGCGCCUCCUCGAGGAUCUCGAGCCAGCGCUUUACUGCCACCUCCGGCGCCGUGGCAUCUCUCCCCAUCUCUACGCCACACAAUGGUUCCUUACCCUCUUCGCGUACCGCUUCCCACUGCAACUCGUCCUGCGCAUCUACGACCUGAUCCUCUCCGAAGGCCUGUCCGCCAUCCUCAAGUUCGGCACCGUCCUCAUGCAAAAGAACGCCACCGCACUCCUCGCCAUCACCGACAUGGCCCAGCUCACCACCUUCCUCAAAGACCGCCUCUUCGACGUCUACAUCGACGCUUCGCCCUCCUCCACCUCCAUCCUCGAGAACGGCUUCUUCGGCAGCUCCUCCAGCAGCAUCGACAAGGAGGUCUACCGCGCGGACCAGCUCGUGCGCGACGCCUGCGAGGUCAAGAUCACGCCUGACAUGCUCAAGGCGUACCAGGUCGAGUGGGAGGAGAAGACGCGGGCGGAGCGGGAGCGCGAGGCCGAGCUCGAGGCCCUGCGCGCGAGCAACGCCAGCUAUGCGAUCCGCAUGCGCAAGCUCGAGGCGCGCCUGCAGGACGUCGACGCCGAGCAGGCGUCCCUGGCCACCGAGCUGGUGCACACCAAGGUCGACAACGACGAGUUGCGCGACGAGAACGAGUCGCUCAAGAUCCAGGUCAAGGAGCUGCGCAUCGUCAUCGAGAAGCAGCCCGCCGAGCUUGAGUCCGCCUGGCAGCUCGAGCGCGACGACCUCAUGAAGCGCAAUGCCAAGGUCCAUGAGGAGAACCAGAAGCUCGAGAAGGAGAUGUCGGAGCUUGAGGAGGAACUGGUCCAGACCAAGAUGCGGUAUGCCGAGACCAACUCGCAACACGAGGCACUGACCAGGAAAUGGACCGAUCUCAAGAAGCACAUCCAAUGA
Messenger RNA from Chaetomium globosum CBS 148.51, 2670 nucleotides. RefSeq lists its product as uncharacterized. NCBI's taxonomy places the organism in Eukaryota, Fungi, Ascomycota, Sordariomycetes, Sordariales, Chaetomiaceae. The transcript is spliced from 5 exons. The coding region runs from base 1 to 2670 and encodes 889 amino acids. The record is from RefSeq and is a predicted model, not a curated record.